GGCAGUCCUUCAUCCCAACUCUAGAACCUGGGGCACACACGAAACGUUUGCUCAACCUUCCGGUCAGGAAUUAAAUCUAAAUCUAAAAUCACAUACCAAACAGACCUGAAAUAACUAUACAGAACCGAGAGCGAUUACGAUGAGCACUGAACCGAAUGGAGGUGUUCAGGAUGAGGAGACAGUGCAAAACGUGGAUGCCAAGCGAUUAGCUUUGGAUCGGGCUCUGACUAAUGUGGUGAAUAUGGCCCGCCGUCUUAAUUUCAGCUGCGCUGAGGGCUAUAAAUCUCUCGAAGAAUCCUUGGAGAUGGCAAUACCAACUGAUCUUAAGCCUAUAGAAGACACCGCAAGCGCAUCAACCGUGAAGACGGUUUCUGGCAAAUCCUGCCCAAAGCGUAAGCCGAUUACUCCAGUGCGAUACACGCCCAAGGGCUCCAAGUUCCCCAAGACGGAAUCCAUUCCGAAGACACCGCGUGGCGUCCAGUGCUUGACCGCUCAUCUGCCGGUGCCACCGCCACCACCGCCGCCCUCACCUCGCUGCCCACAGGCCCGGGAACUUUGCUUGGCCCUGGAGAGGUCCGACAAUCUGAGGAUCCAGUUUGACAAGACCGACGAGGUAUUGAAUCAAUUGCUAAAUGAUGCCCAGGCCAUCGAUCGCCAGGUGGCCAUCCAGUGCCAAAUGCAAAGGGAUGCGGAGUUGAUCCGCACCAUGGAAGUGGAAUACAGUGGUCGAUCCAUGAGAUUCCUCAUAGAGGCCAUUCAGGAGGACUGCGAAAGCCAGCAUGUCCAGGAACUAAAGAAACGAUGUCUGGAUACCCUGAAACGCCACGAGGAACGGGAAAUGCAGCUGGAAUCCGACGAAGAUGAUCAGGAUCAGGAACAGGAUCAGUCUCAGGAGCAGGAUCCGGAGCAGGACCAGGAUCAGAACGAUGGCACCUGUAACGGCAAGGGCACUCAAACCGAUUUCUAUCAACAUCAGAAUGAGAUUGAAGCAACACUGAUUGAACUGGAGCCUCCAAUGGAUUUGCAGGACCUUGCAGCUUUCCAAGCAGGAAGAUCCGGAGCAGGCGAUGGUCACCAGGGCCAGAAGAAAAUCCAAGAAAAAACCCAGGGUGAAGACAACCUCCCAGUUGAAUAGUAUUUCAAUAAAGAUCUGAUAUGUAUCAAGUA
This is a messenger RNA of Drosophila suzukii, 1167 nucleotides long. RefSeq lists its product as uncharacterized. The record is from RefSeq and is a predicted model, not a curated record. NCBI's taxonomy places the organism in Eukaryota, Metazoa, Arthropoda, Insecta, Diptera, Drosophilidae.